Asparagus officinalis (garden asparagus) is the source of this 1193-nucleotide messenger RNA. Its product is annotated as glucan endo-1,3-beta-glucosidase-like. Gene Ontology annotation, molecular function: hydrolase activity, hydrolyzing O-glycosyl compounds. The transcript has 2 exons. Gene Ontology annotation, cellular component: plasma membrane. The coding region runs from base 12 to 1031 and encodes 339 amino acids. Gene Ontology annotation, biological process: carbohydrate metabolic process. Lineage: Eukaryota; Viridiplantae; Streptophyta; Magnoliopsida; Asparagales; Asparagaceae. The record is from RefSeq and is a predicted model, not a curated record.
AGAAUUCACUCAUGGCAAGGAACAUGAUCCCCAUGCUCGCUAUCUCCUUGGUUCUUUCCACCAUGUUUGUGAUCUCAACAAAUGUGCAAGCAAUUGGAGCUUGUUAUGGGAUGCAAGGGAACAACCUCCCUCCUCCAAAUGAAGUCGUCAACCUCUACAAAUCCAAAGGGAUUACUAGCAUGAGACUCUAUGCACCAAACCAAGCAGCCCUCCAAGCGCUCAGGGGCUCCAACAUCAACCUCAUCCUUGAUGUCCCAAGAACUGAUCUCCGAAACCUAGCCUCAGACCCUAGUGCAGCAAACUCCUGGGUCCAGAACAACGUCCAGGCCUACUGGCCGGCCGUCCAGUUCCGGUACAUCGCUGUCGGCAACGAGGUUAUCCCCGGCAAUCUCGCCCAGUACGUCCUCCCGGCGAUGAAAAACAUACACAGCUCACUAUCAUCUGCUGGAUUACAGAACUCAAUCAAAGUGUCGACUGCAGUGUCUCUGGGCGUCAUCGGCCAAUCAUACCCUCCUUCUGCCGGCACAUUCUCCGGCAAUGCCCUGACAUAUAUGACACCGAUCGUGCAGUUUCUGGUCAAUAAUGCGUCGCCACUUCUGGCAAAUGUGUACCCAUACUUCAGCUACACGGGCAAUAUGGGUAGCAUACGUCUUGACUACGCACUGUUUACUGCACCAGGGACUGUGGUUCAAGAUGGCAACUUAAGUUAUCAGAACUUGUUUGAUGCGCUGAUGGACGCAACGUACUCGGCCCUAGAGAGGGUCGGAGGGUCAAGCGUGGUGAUUGUCACAUCUGAGAGCGGGUGGCCAUCUGCAGCUGGGACUGCAGCGACGAUCGACAACGCAAGAACUUACAAUCAGAAUCUGAUCAGGCAUGUCGCGCAAGGGACGCCAAAGAGACCUGGAAAAAGUAUUGAGGCCUACAUUUUUUCCAUGUUCAAUGAGAACCAGAAGGAACCACAAGGGAUUGAGAAUCACUGGGGACUAUUUUACCCAAACAAACAGCCAGUUUAUCCAAUCAACUUCCAGUAGAAACAAAGGACUGAUAUAGAAUGUAAUCUUAAAUAAAUUGUCAUGUUGAUCAUGAAAUAAAAUGAAAUCACAGGAUUUCUUAUUCUAUAAUCAAUUGUCACGACAAUCCAGCAUAACGUUCAAAAAGAUUAUGGUUGCACAGAAAACCAAGCCUGUUCAUGG